Messenger RNA from Spizellomyces punctatus DAOM BR117, 1510 nucleotides. RefSeq lists its product as uncharacterized. The coding region runs from base 1 to 1164 and encodes 387 amino acids. NCBI's taxonomy places the organism in Eukaryota, Fungi, Chytridiomycota, Chytridiomycetes, Spizellomycetales, Spizellomycetaceae. The transcript has 2 exons. The record is from RefSeq and is a predicted model, not a curated record.
AUGAACAAUGAGAGCCGGAAUGUGAGCAAUGGUGAACCGAAUAACGACAGCACCGUCGCUUUGACGAACGUAGAUAAUACCACAAGCGGCAUGCAGGGGGAGAGCUGGACUCACCGGGCUGCUGAAGCACAUGGUGAAUAUACAGGGACGGCUUUCGUUGACAGAGGUCAAGCGGCCCGUUCAAGUCAAGACAACAGCGUGAGAUGGGUCACGGUAGAAACAGUCUCAAACAAUGAUAACAGUGCAAAACGGAAUGAGAAAAUAGUGGGGCCGCAGGUGUUACAGUGCGUUGAGAACGAGACAAUGGAAGCACGCCGUGAAAACAGGGGUGAUCGUAGCCAACUCGAAUGGCGCCGCAGAAUGGCUGAGGAAGGCCGGCGUCUACAUAGGCUCCGGCAGCGCGAGAAACAUGAGAGUAUCAACCAAGGAAGUGUCUCGUACUAUAAUUUACGGUCGAGGACUGUACGAAUCAGGAGCCUGUCGCCCGAAGGUGAUCGGUCCCGCAAUGGACGCAGACGAAGCAUGUCAAUCCCAAUACCCGACAAUGAUGUCAACUAUCCGUGGCAUGAUGGAUCUCUUACGAAUGGCAAUAACCAGUCACCUCUGAAGAAACAUGGAUCCGGUAAAAAGGGUAGACAGAGCAGAUUGAGGGCUGUGAAUAUUGCAGAGUUUGAACGGGAGCGAUAUGCGAAUCGAAAAAUGAGUAAGGCGGACAAAAAAAAGGCGAAACGGGAACGCCAACUCGCCCUCGAGAGGACACAGAUAAUGGACCUCUCGCAGCAAGUUUUUACCGCCGCGUCUUUCAAAGGGAAGCCGUCAGGGGGGUCUUUAUUCAUUCCGCCUGGAAUGGCAGAUGCUGCAUCAAUGUCAUCCUUUGACGAACCGGUCCAUCCCAAGAUGGCAGUCCCUCUAUCCGCGGCCCACUUCAGCAGCUCUGCCAACAAUGGCGAUCCGAACAUUGAUUACAGCGACGGAAAGCCGAUUCCUAUUCCAAGGAAUGACCACCUUACGGUGUGGGACCCGAGUGAAGCGUCUCACCUAUUAUUUGGCACCAACGGUGCGGGAGCGCCAUUGUUAGGCAAACGAAAGGAGAGGUCCGGGAGUCAGUCUCCCAUCGACUCUCGCAAGGCAAGGAGAGCGCUGGAAGGCUCUGCAAGCAGUUAGGAAAGUGAUCCGUUCGAUGACGAGCGGAUGUCGAGGAGAGUAAUGCUCUCGAAUAUUCAAAUGUAUUUAAUAUUAAUUCCAGGUCGAUUACUGUUACCAAACUCUCACUCUCCCUCGCUCUUGUAAGCCAAAGCUCUUAGGAGGUGCCUUUGAAUUACAGCGACAGAGAAAUAACAUUCUGGUGAUCGUUGCGUUAUCUCUCAUUGUUGAGCAGUUGUAUGGGUACUCUCCACAAAAGAACGCCGGCAGGUUCUGAUGAACAUAGUUUGGUCUUGGUAAAAAAGGGCAGCAAAAAAAUGCAUGUAGAUCAUGAUGAACAUUGUUUGCUCUGAUUCAUCCUAUUCGU